CUUUGCACACCCUAUAAUGGUGGAUGGGAUUGCACAGUAGUGAAGAGAAAAAUCAUAAGCCAGCCGACAGGCAAUUGAAGGCAACUCGGCGACUCUCUUUAUGCGUAAUCCUGCCAACCGUGGAUAUAUUAUACGGAGUAUUUUUUUAUUCACUUUACAGGUCUAUCUGCAAAAGCUGUAUCCAAUGCCAUGAACAUUUGAGAGUGGACUCGUCACUAGACGGGAGCAAUGCGUUAUGGAGUCCGGGAAUCUCAUAACUGAAAUUUGGAGACCCAGAAUGCCAAAAACUUCAUAACUGAAAUCCACCUAUUCAUUUUCAUGCUGGCCUGCAGUUGCAGAUGUCUUCCUUGUCUCAGGUUAUUCGUUCAUGUACUAAGAAGAAUUCCAUUGUUAGUGGCAAAGCAGCCCAUGCCAGGCUCAUCAUUUCUGGGUCAAAACCUGAUGUCCAUACAAACAAUCACCUGCUCACGAUGUAUUUAACAUUCCAUGAAAUUGAAAUCGCCCAUAAGCUACUCGACCAAAUGCCCGAACGAAGCAUAGUGACGUGGACAACAUUUAUUUCUGCUUAUUCUCAUAUCGGUAUGCCUGAAAAAGCUUUAGGGUGCUUCCGAAAAAUGGUUCUUGAAGAUGGGUUUGCUCCAAACCAUUAUACUUACGUGGGUGUGUUAUCUGCUUGCAGUAGCUUGGGGGCUGCGAGAACUGGGAAAGAAAUCCAUGCGAGGAUAUUCAGAGCUGACAAGUUGUUUAAUAGCUUUGUAAGCAACUGUUUGGUUAAUUUUUAUGGGAAAUGUGGGCUCUUGAAGUCUGCUCGGUUUGUGUUUGAUGCUAUCCUGGAGCCAAAUACAGUAACUUGGGCCUCACUUCUUUCAUGUCAUUGCCAAUGUGGGGAGUAUGAAGAGGGACUGAGGAUUUUCCUGAAGGCAUUGAGAGAGGGAGUGCUGGUUAAUGAAUUCAUAUGUGGGAGUGCUCUGGUUGCUUGUGCUGCAAUGGAGUGUCUUUGGCUUGGAAUAGAAAUUCAUUGCCUGAUCGUGAAAUGUGGUGUCAAAAUGGAUCAGUAUAUCAUCACUGGGUUGGUCAAUUUUUAUGUAAAGUGUGGCCAACUAGGCUUGGCACGUAAGGCUUUUAAUACAGAAGGUGCUCCUGAUUUGCAUGCUUGGACUGCCUUGAUCGGAGGUUUUGUGCAUCUAGGGAAGAGCAGGGAGGCUGUUGAUCUUUUUUGCAGUUUGCUUUCUUCAGGCAUGAAGCCAAGUGAAAGAACAUACGCAUCAGUCCUUGGGACUUUUGCCGUUACAGAGGAAUCUCAAGCCGGAAAACAACUUCACUCUUCCAUCAUAAAAUAUGGAUUUAAUUCGUUCACCUUUGUUUGCAAUGCCUUGGUUGAUUUUUACUCAAAGAACAAUCUGAUUGAUGAGUCAUUGAAGAUUUUUCAAGAAAUGACUGAAUAUGACAUUGUUACUUGGAACACAUUUUUAGCCGGAUAUAUACGCUCCGGUCAUUAUGACCAAGCUAUAAAGAUCCUCCAAAAGAUGUUGUUUGAGGUGGGGCUCAUACCUAAUCUGCAUACGUACUCUUCCAUAUUGAGCAUAUGUGGGGAGUUGCCAGCCGUAGAAUGGGGCAAGCAAGUUCAUUGCCGCAGUUUGAAGCCCCGUUUUGAUUCCAAUGUGGUUGUAGGAAGCGCCCUGAUUGACAUGUAUGCUAAAUGUGGACGGUUGGACGAUGCACGGAAAGUUUUUGAUAUAUUGCCUUGUAAAAACUUGGUAUCUUGGAACACUAUGCUCGUCGGUUAUGCGCAUCAUGGAUUUGGGUUAGAAGCUUUGGAGGUUUAUAGUUUGAUGCAAGAAAAUGGGGUUAAUCCUAAUGAUAUUACUUUUAUUGGAGUACUAUGUGCUUGUGGACAUGGAGGGCUUUUAGAAGAGGGAUUAGACCACUUCAAUAGCAUGAGAACGAAGUAUGGAAUCACUCCAAGGACAGAGCACUUAGCUUGCAUGGUCAAUUUAUUUGCACGUAAAGGACAUAUAAGAAGAGCGUAUGAUUUCAUUAUGAACUUUUCUGGGAAACCAGAUAAGGUGGUUUGGCGUUGUCUUUUGUCAGGAUGCUUCACAAAUAACGACUAUAUUCUGGGGAGCUCCGCCGCGAAGGAGAUUUUAAAAAUUGAUCCAAAUGAUGCAUCGGCCCACAUUAUGUUGUCUAAUAUUUAUGCGAGGUUGAACAUGUGGGAUGAAGCAGCCGAGAUGAGAAAAAUUAUGAAAAAGAAAGAACUAAAGAAGGAAACUGGGUAUAGUUGGAUGGAAUUUGAGAACAAGAUGUAUUCUUUUUCUUCAAGGCAGAAUAUGGAUGAAGGGUUUACAAUGGCUCCAGUGGGUAGGUUGAAAGUUCCACAAUUAUUGGGUGAAAUUAUUGAAUAAUGCAUUCCAGCUAUCAAAGAAGAUGGGAAAGAAAGGAUCAAGCACAACCUGGCACAAUUCAAAUGGGAGGAAACAGAACCAUGUUAAUGCCAGUUUGGGCCAGUGGUUCUGCGUACUCCCCAUUUCUAGAAUCGCAAGGCAGCUACUGGAAUCAUCAAGGUUUACAUGCAACGUAGGCUGCAAACAAGCCAUGCAAUUUUCGAUGUGAUAUUCAUCAUGGGGUGGGAGCCUUUGUGGCACUGGGAUCUGAAUGUUCUGAUGGAUCUUUGCAAAGAGAUGGCAGCAGAAAGGGCAGCAGCACCAAUUAAAUCUAAGAACGGAGCUGAAGGCUUGAUGCCCAGCGGUGUUGCAAACCAGAAUAUGAGAAUUGCAGAGAAAGCCCACAUUCACCCGUCAGAGUGCGGGCCCUGUCACAUCUGAUAGCUUAAUGUGUUUAAAAUGUUAGUGAUGCGCAAAGCUGGAUGUUUUGAUGGAUAUUGCAAAGACAUGGCAGCAGAAAGAACAACAGGUCCAACUAAAUCUAGGAACACAUGAGCUGAAGGUUUGAACUUUGAAGCUUAUUGGCAUUACAAACUAGAAUAUGAAAACUGCAGAGAAGCCUCUGGCUCCCUCAGAGAGGCGCCGUCAGUAAUGAAGCCUUGUGAAGAUAGCACUGUUGAUGCCUUCCCCAAGGACUUAUAUAGUUGGGCAGUCUUGGCUGUAAUUUUAUAGUCUAUCCUGGAGAUGCAAUGGUUUACUAUGGCAAACAGGCAAAGCAAAAGUGUCGUUCUGGUCUGCAAAUCCCAAUGAUGUAAGGGGCAAUCAUUCUCUUGUUAAUUUUUGACAAGAGUGGAUCCUGAUUCCUGGCCAGCAUCACAAGUCUAUUUUUUGUUAGCUUCAUAGUUUUUUUUUAUGUUUUCUUCCACCACAUGAGAAGAUUGGUGAUAUUUAUUACUGAGUAUUUGUUUGGUUUUGUGUCCCCUCAUUAGCAGUGAACAUACUUUCUAAAAUGUCAUCUCUUUUUAUCACAUUUUAAAGUUACUAAUUAAUCAACGCAUAUCCAAACACCGUUAGUCUGGAC
Molecule: messenger RNA, 3465 nt
Organism: Cuscuta europaea
Lineage: Eukaryota; Viridiplantae; Streptophyta; Magnoliopsida; Solanales; Convolvulaceae
Source: the annotation of a GenBank genome assembly